GUUGUCCUCAACUCAGCUCACAUGAACAGGAUGCAAAAAGACACCAGACGACCAAAUUCAAUGUAUCUGGUGUUUAUGCUUUAUCUGCACUCUUGUUAAUCUGAAUUCAAGCAGCGCUACUCUGUCGUCUUCUAAAUUCUCUCUAUCUCAAGCAUGGCAGAAGCUGCCGCUCUCCACCCCCGCAAGAUCAUUACCGGAGCCGACACCUUCGGCUGUGAGCUGAAAGAUGCCCUCAUCGCCCACCUCCGAUCUCUCGACAUAGAAGUCGAGGACCUUGGUACAUCCUCUUACUACUCCGUCGCCGCCGAAGUCGGCCGCCGAGUAUCCGCUGCCUCAUCCCCCGAAAUUCGCGGUCUUGUUGCCUGCGGCACUGGCGCUGGUGUCGCUAUGUUUGCCAAUAAAUUCCCUGGAGUCUAUGCCGCCACUUGCCUGUCGACCAACGACGCCCUCAACGCCCGUUCCAUCAGCAACUGCAAUGUCCUUGCCGUCUCCGGAAUGUCCACCUCCCCCGACUCCGCCGUCCAGAUCCUCAACACCUGGCUCGAUACUCCCUUCAAGUCUCCUUGCCCUGCAUCCGAUUUUUCUCCAUGGCCCGCCGAGAUAUCUUCUUUUCUUGACAGUGCCCUCCCCGAAAUGGCCAAAAUUGGGGGAACCCAGGAGGAGAACAGUGCUGGAUACGGAUCUUCUUCACAACAGAAGCCACAAGAAGAGUGUGCGAUUUGCUGUUUAGUCAAGAACAGAGAGUUUUCACCAAUCGACAUAAUCCCCGGUGGGUCAAUGAAAAUUGUGAGGGAGAGUCCCACAUCUGCUAUAGUGAGAUUCGAGGCAGGGAGUGUGGAGCCUGCGCACCACCACACUUUUGGGCAUUGCUUGGUUGUGAUUAAAGGGAGCAAGAGGGUAUGGAACUUGACUAAGAAGGAGAAUUUCAAUUUGGGUGUUGGAGAUUAUCUGUUUACUCCUGCAGGUGAUGUGCACAGAGUGAAGUAUUUUGAGGAUACAGAGUUCUUCAUCAAGUGGGAUGGACAAUGGGAUAUGUUCUUUGAUGAGGAUAUUGACACUGCUAAGAAUCUCACUGAGAAGGAAACUGUUGAUGGGUCGAGCCUGUAACAACAUGGGUUGUUUUGAAUGAGAGGAGCAAUGAAUCACAUUGUGCUCAUGUGCAGGAACCCAUUAUUGGCAUGCAUGUUGUUAAUGGUGGUAUGUGAAGAAUUAUGUGAGCUAUUUGGCUUUUGACAUAGUUUUUAGCAAAAUCUGUCUGUAUUUUGUGUUUUUGUUGGUUCUCAGAUCGGGGACCUUAUCAUCUUGUGUGAUGUGUGUGUGUAUCUUAGACCAAAUCAUCUGAAUAAUAGUAUGGUGUGUAUGUAUGA
Messenger RNA from Tripterygium wilfordii, 1367 nucleotides. Its product is annotated as DNA damage-repair/toleration protein DRT102. The record is from RefSeq and is a predicted model, not a curated record. The transcript has a single exon. Bases 154 to 1107 code for a protein of 317 amino acids. Gene Ontology annotation, biological process: carbohydrate metabolic process. Gene Ontology annotation, molecular function: isomerase activity. NCBI's taxonomy places the organism in Eukaryota, Viridiplantae, Streptophyta, Magnoliopsida, Celastrales, Celastraceae.